Messenger RNA from Amoebophrya sp. A25, 264 nucleotides. The record is from the annotation of a GenBank genome assembly. Lineage: Eukaryota; Dinophyceae; Syndiniales; Amoebophryaceae.
UCGACACCUCCCUAGGUAGUCACGCACCGUCUUAUGACAAGAAAAAGUGCACUCAUCCUCAGAAAAUUAGCUAGUUUCCUAGUCUUAAGUUCUAGCUAAUUGUUCCUUGAGUAGGAGUACACUUUUUCCUUUCAUACGUCUUGGGCAACGAUUAUUCCGUUCACGGACUCCGCGGAUCCACGACCAAGGAGAGCGAGUGCUCUGCGCGUCUCUUAUGCCGCAGACGAUGCUGGUGGAGGUGGUUUGGCGGAUGAUGGAGGUGGU